Messenger RNA from Anopheles nili, 353 nucleotides. It is a transcript of the gene mRpS21, whose product is annotated as 28S ribosomal protein S21, mitochondrial. The coding region runs from base 73 to 336 and encodes 87 amino acids. The transcript has 3 exons. Gene Ontology annotation, biological process: translation. The record is from RefSeq and is a predicted model, not a curated record. Gene Ontology annotation, molecular function: structural constituent of ribosome. NCBI's taxonomy places the organism in Eukaryota, Metazoa, Arthropoda, Insecta, Diptera, Culicidae. Gene Ontology annotation, cellular component: ribosome.
GAAAAACGUGCCGGAAGUGUUGUGUUUGUACACAGCGAAAUUAUUCCCGAAUAAACAACCAUCCUUCUCGAAAUGCAUCAUGCCAAGUUUAUCGCACGCACUGUUUUAGUGCAAAAGAACAACGUCGAGGAAGCUUGCCGAGUCCUGAAUCGCAUUCUAGGCAAGGAGGAGAUUUUCGAUCAAUUCCGGCGUACUCGCUAUUACGAGAAACCGUUCCAGACCCGGAGACGUAUUAAUUUUGAACGGUGCAAAGCUAUUUACAACGAAGAUAUGAAUCGUAAAAUCCAAUUUGUACUUCGAAAAAAUCGAGUAGAACCGUUCCCGGGAUGUAAUUGAGCAGUGUUACCUAACGC